Molecule: messenger RNA, 1133 nt
Organism: Dermacentor andersoni
Lineage: Eukaryota; Metazoa; Arthropoda; Arachnida; Ixodida; Ixodidae
Product: lysosomal alpha-mannosidase-like
Biological process (GO): mannose metabolic process
Cellular component (GO): lysosome
Molecular function (GO): alpha-mannosidase activity
Source: RefSeq, a predicted model, not a curated record
GAAAGAUCGCCUCGUAUGUCAUCGCUCGCGUUCUUACCUUGCACUUUUACAGGACCGCACUCGUCGAACGUCCCGGAUGCAGAGAACGUCCAAUCGGCGAUGAAAACGUUGUCCUAGCUUUACGCUGGCCGGCCUCCGACAUCGUAGCAAAGCGGGAGUUUGUCCCCCCCUUUUUUUUUCCUGUGCUGCUUCUCGACCUUUCAAGCCCCUUCAACGCCUGGGACCAUCUUGAGCGGACUAUGUCACUGUGGUUGUCGCUGAGUUGGGUGUUGCUGCAAGCCGCCAUCUUGGUGUUGGCAGCGAACCUCAAGUGCGGAUACUGGACGUGUCCCGAGGCGAAGCCUGGUGUGCUGAACUUCCACGUGGUCCCUUACUGGCGGCUGGAGGCGUCGGACACGUUCGAGAACCUGUACGAGAACUGGGCCAAGCCCACCCUGUCCGCCGUCGUGGACGAACUCUCGCCAAACUCACCGCGGCGCUUCUCUUUCGACCAGGUGACGUUCGUGGCCCGCUGGUGGGACGAGCAAAACGUCAGCUCCAGGACUCGGAUGCGCCGCCUGGUGGACUCGGGCCGCCUGGAGCCCCUGGGCGGCGGCUGGGUGCAGCCGGACGAAGCGAGCUGCCACUACUCGGCGCUGGUGGACCAGCUCACGCUGGGCAUGCGCUGGCUGCAGGAGAACCUGGGCGACUGCGGCCGCCCGCGCGCCGCCUGGCAACUGAACACGUGGGGACACUCGGUCGAGCUCGCGUCGCUGCUCUCGCAGGCGGGGCUGCACGGCUUGUUCCUCAGUCGCCUCCCGGAAAACCAGGCGUCUCACUUCGUCUGGAAGGCUGACGCCAGCCUGGGAGAGGUCGGUGAAAUCUUCACGGCAGCAGCGCGUCUAGGCUGGCCCGAGGGCUACUGCUUCGAUGCCGAUUGCCCGAAGGACAAGCUGACGGUGGCGAACGCCGUUGGAAGAGCGGAGAAUUUUAUCAAGAUUGUGGCGUCAAAGGCAAGAAAUUAUUACUUUUCUUCUCGAGUGUUACAACUGCAAACGUCCUUGCUAUUCCCAUCGUUUUUAAUGCUAAGGUUGAUUAGCGAACCCUCGCAGAGUGGACUGGCCUCACGUUGCUUCGGCUGUUUUAACGAAUAG